AGCCCUGCAGAAUCGUGACGUCAUGAAUAAGAAUCCAUGCACAUGUAAAAACACAGGGCGCUAUCUAUCGCAUGUGGUUGUGAGUUUUGGACAAGUUGAUUCGUCCGCUACAGAAGUGUUUUAUGUAUGUGGGUACACCAUGUCGAGAGGAAAACCGACAUUUGAUGUUUACGUGACCAAUCUGCCAGAUGACAUUGACGAUGAAUUUUUGAAGCAAGAGUUUUCUCGAGGCGGAAGUGUGCAGUCAGUGACAAUAAAAGACGGAAAGAACAAUGCUGCCAAAUUUGGAUUUGUGCGUUAUUUGAAAGAGGAGGCACAGGAUUCAGCAGUCACUCAGUUGAACGGGAAAUACAUCAAAGGAAAUGUGGUGGUCGUCCAGAAGGCAAACUACAAGAAAAAGGGAAAUACAGACACCAAUGCACAGAAUGGAGAGAACAGACGACAGCCGAGAGGUAACUAUCAAGCUAAUGGUGUCAGGCAGCAAGAACCAGUGGAUACAUCUCCAGAGUACAUAGAGCAAGCCAUCCUGAUAACAUACGUGAUAGACGCAUGCACUGUUUUUGGCCAGCUAGCCCACCAGGACAUGGCAGAAGUCAGUGCCAAGCUAAUGAUGGAGAUCAACCAGUACUGUCCCGUGGCGCAGCAGAUAGGCCCAGAGCAGCCAGAUCUUAACAAGGUGUAUGGGGCUCUCUUCUCAGAGGAUGGGAUGUGGUAUCGGUGCAAAGUCUCGCCGAAUCUGGAUGGGUCCGGUCAACAGGGCUCCAAGGUGCGUGUUCACUAUCUUGACUAUGGCAAUGACGAGGUCGUUGAUAGCAGCUCAUUGGUAGAGCUGCCCAUGUCGCUUGCCUCGCUACCCCCUCAAGCCCACAUGCUAGUCUUCCGAGGGAUCAAGCCCACAGCUCAGACUACAGAGGACAACAGAAAGGCUGUAGAGUUUCUGCAAGCCGCCACCGACGGCAAGUCCGUCAUGGCCCGCCUCUACCGCCCUCUACAGACCACCUCCAGCAGCACACCAGUUGAGAUUUACGACGGCCCCAGCGGGCUGAACGACGUCUUGAUCCAGAAGGGAUUUGUUGUCAGGGUCCUGCCCCCCUCCCCGAAGCCACUCCUGGGCAACAGCCCUGUCACCGCUAACGCAUCUUCUCCAAAUACUUCCAGGGGGAGUCCCACCCCUGGAAAUUCAUCAGCCAAAAAUGCAGGGAGGGGCUUGUUGGAGAUGCCCCCUAUGCAGCCCGACAAAAGGAGCCCUAACACGGCUAAAUCCCCGAGCUACCAGAAGACUGGAUCCGCAGGGGCGACCACAGACAGACAAGGUGAAGUACAGUCGUUGAAGAAGGAGAUCACUCACCUCAAGACAGACAAGGCCGAGCUGGUCAAGAAAUGCCACGAAAGUGUGCGCGAGAUCACCAAGCUAGAGGGGGAGAAAAAGGAGCUGCAGACCGAGUACCAGUCAGUCAAGGAGGCAGCCACAAACACACUUUCAUGCCUGAAGAAAUUUGAAGACAAAUACGAGACCGCAAUGCAGACUAAAGCUGCGAGCUUGCUGGAAACACUUGCGGCCCUGAAGCAAAUAAGGAAACAAGUUGUGAUUGACCCCGACAUGCCGGACCCAGUAGAGAACGCCAUCACGCUGUUGACCAACUCCACCGACACAUUUGUGAGUCUGACAGACGGAAUCAAUGAGGAAGCGGUGCAAGCAGCUCAGAGUGAGCUCAGUAAACACCAAGCCAAAUUCUACCUACCAGAAGCAAAGGAUCAGUUAGAUGAGCUGAUAUCGUCCCGAGACCAAGCCCGACAGAGGACGUAUGAGGCCAUAUCAACGUUCCUGGAUGUGGUUAACAAUCUGCCAAUGGCAGAAAGGAGAGCCAAGAUCGAGAGUUCUUUGGGGGAGCUAGAGGAGACCUACCAGCACAUGCUGGAUGGCCCCACAGACGAAUCGCUGACAGGACGUGGGGACGGAGACCGGGAUCAAAUCAACAUCUGCAUCAAUUACAAAGAAUGGAAGGAGAAGAAGAGUAAGCAGUUGAAGACGCUACGUGAGACGACUGAUCAACUGGCUGGAGUCUGGCGUGAGACUGUUCGACAGAACAUGCUUGAUCCAUUUGACAUGACCUCUGACCUCGCCAACCCGUCUGUUCCCCCAUUGGACGACCUGGCCCAGUGCCUCAUCGUUGCCAUGGAAACAGAGAUUGCCAUGACGGGCCAGGACUCUACAGACCUGAAGGUUGAUCCGGCUUUACUGCAGAAAAAAAAGGAAGAGAAAGGUCAAGAGACUGCCAUUCUCAACAACACAGUGCGCGUCGUCGUCAAGCAACUGGGCCUGGAACUAGACGCCAUAGACUACAUCAUCAGGCAGAAGGAUUCUUACACGGCAGCUAGGAAUGACUUUGAGAAGUGGCUUCAAGACAAGCCUGAUGUGUCCUGCUUGCAGUCCAUCCAGAAAGAGAUCAAGACGUUGAAGUCUAAGCUGCGUCACAAGCUGGCUGAUAAAGAUGACUUGGAAGAGGAUCCAGAUUUAAACAGUGGCGGAGAACUCCAGAAAAUUGAGAAAGAACUUACCCGCAUCCGUGCUGACUUACAGAGGGCAUACGCCGAAGAGGACAUACUAUUGGAGGAAGUUUCUGAGUUGAGUCGAGUCCAUUUCCCCGAGCUUGUGCAUCAGUAUCCGACUUUUGACAUCGAAAACUACCUGGAUACGCUGGGUCUUGUGAAGCGAGGUCGUGACCUUCAACAGUUUGACCUCAAACCGUUGCCAGGGUGCAACAAGAAGAUGAUUCAUCUGAGCCAGUGCAACGGCAAACCCAUCCUCAUUAAGUCCUUCUUCAUUCCGGAUGAUGCAGCACGGAAGGAGUUCCUCGUUCAAACCGUAAAAGCCAUGACAACAGGCUGCGAGGGCCGACUGAUCGCCAACGCCGUUUACUCGCUGUCCAAUCUUGGGGAGGUCCACCUCCUGCUACCCUACAUCGAGAUGGGCUCACUGGAAGCGGCUGUGGCUAAAGAAGGUUGCUUUGCUGCCAAACCACUGACCGCCAAAGAGCUGCAGUCCAUCUUCCGUGAUGUCUUGACUGGUAUUGACCAGUUGCAAGAGCUCAGUCAAUCCACUGUCCACGGUGCCGUCCACCCAAGGAAUGUCCUGCUGACCAGCCGCAGCUCGGCCGUGCUUGCCGAGUAUGACAUCACCAAAACACCCACUCAGCGUGCCCAGCAGGCCUAUAAGAGUGAUAACGGACUGACUUUCUCUCCGCCUGAAGUCACCAGCGGUCUGCCAGCGACACCUGCCUGGGAUAUGUACAGCUAUGGCAUGCUACUGCUCUGGGCCCACUGCCCAGAUGAACAGUUUUCAACCCUCCCAAAUGGCACACCGGAUCUGUCCUCGGCUGAAAUGAACCAACCUCUGAAGGAAAUCAUCUGCUCGCUCCUAAGCCACGCCCCUGAGAAACGCCCAAAUCCAGAAGAGGUCAUGGCAAUGGACUACUGUACCAAAUCUUUGCCAACUGAGGAUACUGAUGAAGUGACGGAAGAUGUUUUGGAAGAAGAGAAUGGGAACAAGGUGGAAGUCGAAUCGGGGGAUCCUAGCAUGGAUGAGAUACCCGAAGUUGAAGCUAGUGUUCCAAAAGACAGCAAUGCCGUCACAAGUGACGGAGAUCUCGUAGAGGACAAGGCGUCUCCUCUCGAAACACUCCAAGAUGAAAAGAUCGACACAGAAGAGUGUGGCAAGGAAACGAAGGGGGCGACACCUGAGGAGCGGGAAGAAGCGAAGACAGAUGAUGCAGGGAAGGUUGAUGAAGACGAGAAAACUAGAGACGAUGCAAAAACAACUCCACAAGCGAGUGCUCCAUCCUCAGGAUCCAUCCUCCUGAAGAAGAUGGUGGCUGCCAUGGCAACCACUGGAGAGAUGGGCAAAACAGACGCCGCAAAGACAGUGGAUGGGUCGGAAAUCUAACAGACGGAGAUGUGGAAGGAAGGCCACAGAAGCAUUAGUUCAAGAGCUUUCAUUUUGUUGUAUUCAAAAUUGUUUGAGAAGAAAGCAAACAAUUCUGCAUUGGAUAAAAGCCAUGGCGAUUCAAGGUUAAAAAAAAAGUGUUCCUAGAUCAUUAUUUUAGCGGUUUCCUCAGAACAGAUGUUUGGAGAUUAUUGCUUUAAGUUUUAUUUCAGAAAUCAGCUUUUAAAACUUUUUCCCUGAAGUGUAUGGGAGGACACAAGGGUAAGAUUUACAAGUGUUAUGAAGAAUGUAUUGAAUGAUUCGAAUGGCAAAUGUGAUUGCAAUGUUUUGUCCAAUUGAACUAAAAAUUUCAAACCUUUAAAAGGAACAUUUCUCAAAGCUAGACAAGCAUGUGUUAUUUGGGGAAAAUGUGUUAAAAUAUCAAGGAAAACCAGUAAACGUGGGUACUUCGAUAAUUGUAAUGGACUUUGUGCAUGAACAGAUGGUGCUUCAUCCAAGCGACAAGGCAACUUAGGUUUUUGAAUUUUUAUGCCUCCAGUGCCCAUGUAAGAUAUGUUACAUUCCAGUUUUUUCGAUAUUUGUAUUCGAUUCGCCCCACUGCUUUACUCUAAAACUAUUUUUCUUAAGAAAAAGCAAACAUUCAAGUUCAAAUUUGUAAAGUUUAAGAUGCCUAACAUUUUUUUCAGCAAUUUCUUUCUUUAUGACGUAGAUGUUCCUUAAGGAAACUUUUCUUGUUUUACGCUGUUUACCCAAAUGUAUAUUCACUACUAACUUUGUCUGUCUUUUUCUUGUACUUUUUUAGAAUUUAGACUAAACCACAGACCAAUUAGUUUGAUCGUUUUGAGUCGUAUAACCUUUCCUUUUUAAAAUGUUAAUUUUUUUUCUCAGGUUUCGAAAAAUAACACAGGUUAGUGUUAUCUUAGGCUGAAUGAAAAGAAAAUAACGAGAAAUACAAACUCUUUGUUUUCAUUUUCAUUCAUUUUUCUUCUUUCUGAGAUAUUUAUAUAAAGUCGUCAGGAUAUGUCGGCAGAACACAAACAUUUAUUAGUUUUUUUCCGCCUAAGAAAUUAAUCAGUUACAACUUAACAAGUAUCUCUAGGAUUUUCCUGAGCAAAAUUAUGCAUUGAAUACAUCUCAUUGGGUUAGUCAAUUUAAAUCUUUAAUAGGCAGAUCCGGCCGUGAUUAUUUUGAUUUCAGGUCUUUAACUUUUCACAGAUAUGAAAAAAAGACACAAAUAUCAUCAUGCUACAUGUUGAACACUUCUAUUUUAGAAAGCUCCGUGUUAUAAAUUAACAGUUGCCAAAAUAUUUGCCAAUGUGCUAUGUUCUGUUAAUAUAAAAGUAACAUUUACAUAUAUACGAAAGAAAAACUAAAGUUCAUUUAAGCAAAGUUAUUUGUAUUGUUCGUUUUGAAUUCAACAUUCACGGCAGUGUCGUAGGUGCAACAAUGCUUCGUCCCCAAAUGUGGCAGUCAAAGUUUAUAUCCUGAGUUUAUCGAGCAACGUUUGCAAGAACUUGGUGGCAUUAGCCGGUUUGAAACGCUCUGAGGCGAUACAAUAUUGCCUGUCCACAGAAAUGUACUGGUACAAAAUCUACCAUUACGGCAGGAGCAAAAAAAAAAA
This is a messenger RNA of Patiria miniata (bat star), 5564 nucleotides long. Its product is annotated as serine/threonine-protein kinase 31-like. Gene Ontology annotation, biological process: spermatogenesis; protein phosphorylation. The record is from RefSeq and is a predicted model, not a curated record. The transcript has 25 exons. Lineage: Eukaryota; Metazoa; Echinodermata; Asteroidea; Valvatida; Asterinidae. Gene Ontology annotation, molecular function: RNA binding; ATP binding; protein kinase activity. The coding region runs from base 23 to 3943 and encodes 1306 amino acids.